GGAAGGUGGCAGUAGUUUCACUUUCGAUUAUAGUCAGUAAAGUUAACUAGAUCGUUAAAAAUAAUUAAUAUAUUUCUUUUUUGUUGAAAAAAUACCACUGGUUCUAUAAUUAUUUAUUUUUCUGGAAACUGCCAAAAUAUAACAUUCAGUUGCGUUGUUUUGUCAUAAAGAACAAAGGUUACCUUACCAUGUCCAGAAGAGGUGCACGUCGAACUGUUUUAAAUUUAUUGGUUACUGUAAUAUUUCGAUCAGUGUUUUGUGGUGAAGAGACCAAAUUAGUUAUUGCGAUAUCGGGGUUGAAGACAAGCCUGCCCUGCAACAUUACACCAAAAAUUGAUGACGAUUCGCCUGCUCUAGUCCUAUGGUAUAAGGAUAAGUCUCCAACACCAAUAUACACCCUCGAUGCCAGAAAAAUUCCCUUUGAUCAAGCAAGACAUUCUUCCGUGGAUCAUCUCUCAAGCAGAGCUCACGUCUUAAUGACCACGAAUCCGCCAGGGUCGUUGGAGUUAGAUCCUGUUAGAGAAUCCGACGAAGGUGCCUACCGCUGUAGGGUAGAUUUCAAGAAAGAGAGGACACGAUACACCGACAGCAAAUUGAAGGUCAUUGUCCCGCCAGAAAAACCGGUAAUCAACAAUGAGAAAGGACAGGUGUUAAGAAGCCUGAUUGGACCAUACAACGAAAGGGACAGACUUGUUCUCCGAUGUGAAGCGGAAGGAGGAAAUCCUUCACCCUCACUGACUUGGUGGAGAGAGUCUGUUUUAUUGGAUGAUACCUACGUCCACGUAACAAAUGAGAGAAAAGUAGUCAACGAGUUGAGCAUUAAUUCUUUACAGAGGCAUGACCUGAUGGCUGCUCUGAGUUGUCAAGCAAAAAAUAACAACAUUUCUAAACCUCUAACUACAACUGUCACUGUCGACAUGAACUUUAGACCUCUGGUAGUAGAAGUACAAACUGAGGACCAGAUCUUUUCAGCUGGACGGUCUACCCAGAUAGUCUGCAAGGCUGUUGGUUCUCGACCUGCCGCAGUGAUUACUUGGUGGUCUGGGGAAACACGAUUGAAGAACACUAAGGCCUCCGUGUCGGUUGACGGCAAUGUCACUACCAGCUAUCUAGCCUUCUGUCCGUCUUCGGAAGAUGAUGGAAAAACCAUCAUCUGUCGCGCCGAAAACCCUUUCAUAGCAGACAGUGCAGUUCAAGAAGAAAAGAUAUUGACAGUUUAUUAUGUACCAAAAGUGAACGUUAAUAUCCCCAGACACCUGACUGAUGCAGUUGUAAAGAGGGGGCAUGAUAUAUUUUUUGAAUGCCACGCCAUUGCCAAUCCUCCGGUAUCAGAAAUCGGUUGGAUGUUUGAAGGAAGAGAGCUUCAUACAAACAAAUCUGAGGGAAUUAUUGUCACCAACCACUCUUUAGUACUCCAGGGAGUUACUCGAAACAAGAAAGGACUCUACACGUGCGUUGCAACAAACGUAGAAGGAAAAGGGGAGAGUGAGCCUGUGCUGUUGCGUAUUCAAUUUCCUCCGGUCUGUAAAUCGAAGCAGAAGGUUUACGGAGCGGUACUCGACGAGCCUGUUACUAUUUACUGUGACGUCGAUGCAGAACCGCCCGAAGUAAAGUUUCGAUGGUCGUUCAAUGGCUCCAAAGAUGCUGAGGACACAUUGACUUUCGAAAGUAAUUUAACAAGUAGCCUAGCCACAUACAUCCCAAAACAACAACACCAGUAUGUCGUCUUGCUUUGCUGGGCUGAAAAUGAAGUGGGACCUCAGAAGGAUCCAUGUGUUUAUAAGAUUAUCCCAUCAGAUGUUCCAAAAAAGCCUCUUAGCUGUACCGUUAACAACAGGACUACAGGCACUUUAGAAGUAGCAUGCCCGGAGGGAUACAGUGGUCGCUUUAAACAGCAAUUCAUCUUUGAAGUUUACAAUACAGCUUUAAAAAAGCUGGAGAAAAAUGUUACGUCCUUUGACCCUUUCUUUACUGCUCACGAUCUUCCACCUGGAACGCUGUUUUUAAUCUCUGUGUAUUCAUUUGAUCAGAAAGGUAAAACAGACAACUGGACAACUGAAGUAUCCACUUUAUUAAAUUCCAACCAAUAUAUUUCAGUUCCUGAAACAUAUUGGUUCGAGACACUUAAGCCUGUAUUGGUGUAUUUUUUUGCCAUAACAGGAGGGCUAAUUAUUAUGAUUCAAAUAAUCGUUCUAGGAGUAAAAUUGAGAAAGAGACAAAACAACAAAAGAAAAUCAGCUGCUGCCAAUAAUGGAGAGGAAAACAGGGAAGAGAGUAUAACUUUCAAAAACAGUGGAGAGUGUUAUACCCCCCCAUCAAUGUUAGAAGACGAAAGAUGCCCGGACCUUAUUCCAGAAAUACGGAGUACCCUCGAAGGAGAGAGUUGCAUUUUCUCAGACACUCUAAGAAAAUCUUGCAUUCCAAAAGAUGCAACUCAAGUACGUUGCAUAUCCAUGAGCGAUUCACGUGGUUCUGGUCAGAUAAACUUCAUCUAUCCAUCAACCCUUCCUUCCCUCGAGGAACGAAAGCGACCAUCUCUUGACAGUUGCGCUCUUCAGAUAGCUACGUGUACUGUCCAUGGUCUGUCGCAAGAAAGCGAAUUAGGGGUAAAAGUGCUACCGUCAUCGCCGUUCCUCAGGCGAGUGAUUCAGGGAGAAGUAACUGAAUUAGCUAUUUCUGAAGAGCGUAAUACGGAGGUCUGAUAAUGGAGGCCAGGUUUCCAAGCACCGUCACAGGAUCUAAAGUCAAAUUGUGCCUAAGAAAAUAGUUCAUGUCAUGUAACCCUAUUAUAUACGGUGUUCGUUAUACAUAAGUGAUGUGCAUUCUAUAUACAGAGCUUUGGGCAAAAAGCUUAAAAUGUAAAAACAGAACCUAUAAAAUGUAUUACAUUAAAACAUAGUGUGUAUGUUCUGUAUGCGCUGAAGUAUAAUGUGUAUGUUCUGUAUACGCCAGGAUAUAGUAUGUACGUUAUAUAUAUAUGCACUAGAACAUAAUGUGUACGUUCUGUAUACACUAUGGUAAUGUGUACAUUCUGUAUACAUUAGGCCAUAGUGUACAUGUUCUACGUACACUAGGAUAUAGUGUGUACGUUCUAUAUACAUUAUGUCACAGUGUAUGUGCCCAGAGUUAGUUAAAAAUGUAUCAUCCUACCUUUAUUAAAUGUUAUUUUAAAACGGGCAGAGCGUGUUAGAAGACAAAGGAGAAAAUGUAUAUUUAUGUUUAAAAGAAAACAUAAAUUAAGAUGUGGAUGCUUGUCAGCUAACUAUGAAGAAGGAGGAAUAAUUUUUCACACUUUCUCAAAACCUUGAAAUAAACGAACAACGGGAGUAUUCUAAUAAGAAGCUAAAAUGGUACACUUAACCCUUUUUUGAUAUGAUUGCUAAUGGCAAUGUCUAUUGAAAUAAGACUAUCUGUCGACAAAAUAUAUGACUAGUUCGGUAUGUCUGCUGUUGAUUCAUAUGUAUUUAAUGAGUUUUUCUUGUUACAUCUGUAGUGGCGCUGUUGUAUGAAGUCCGAAUAUAUUCCUUCCCGUGUAAAUCAGUUUCAUUCAGAUCAAACGAAAAACUAUUUCUUGUCGUCAUACAAAGAUCAUAGAUGAAAUAUGUUACCAGUAUGCAACUUCAAUGUUAAGGAGUUGUUGUGAAUUUUAGGAAAUUAUUCACUAUGAAUAUGACAAUAUCAAUAAAUCAGUUUAACUGUCCCCUAAUCACAACAUUUUUAUAAACCAAAUCACAAAGAAAAUUGUCGUUUUUUGCGCUAAAAGUAUUACAUUUAAUGUGAUUAACAAUUGAAUUUAGCAAUAGAAAAAGACGUUGCUUCUCAAAUACAAUUAACUCUUUAUGCUUAGUUAUAACAUCAAUUUUUUCUGAUUAUUUAGAUGUACCCGCUUAAUGUUGGAAAACAUUAAAUAAAGCAAGGUCAUUAAUUUUUAAUUAAUUUGUUUCUGUUCAAAGCUACAGGGCGGUUGUAAAAAAUCCUCAUUUAAAACAAUUAUAUCAUACAACUACUUUCCUCGAGGAACGAACUUUCACAUUCUGAGAAUGGUGUUUUAUUCAGGAAAAUUUGGUAUAGGAUACUUUAAAACCAUAUUAUACCACAUAUCUAAGUCGCAUUACUUAUGAUAUAGGGUACUUUAAAACCAUAUUAUACCACAUAUCUAAGUCGCAUUACUUAUGAUAUAGGGUACUUUAAAACCAUAUUAUACCACAUAUCUAAGUCGCAUUACUUAUGAUAUAGGGUACUUUAAAACCAUAUUAUGCUGCAUACCUAAGUCGUAUUACUCACAGGCUGGUGUUGCUUUUAUUUCUUUUAUUCCUCUCUCUCUUUCAAAAAUGCGAUGUUGGCGAUUUAAAUGAAAUGCAUGACACUGUACAGGAUCGCACAGUUGUUGUUCGACUAUGCAAUCAAAGCAUUGCACCAACAGAUGUUUGAGUGUGAGGAUCAUUGAUCACCAUCCAGAACAGUUGACGUGUGCAGCUUCAUUUAGAGAUGAGUUUCCAUACUGAUUGAAAAUGACGGAAAACGUACAGAGCACCUUUCUUUGAAACACCUUGUACAGUGUUAGAAUUUUCAUAAAUAUCACAUGUUAUUUUCAGUAUACUUCUGGGUAAGUUUACUUCCUCUAUAACAAGUAGUUUUUAAGAUAUAAUCAUUUUAAAUAUUGUGUUUUCUUUACAAUCAUCUUGAGUUUCGGAUGAUACGAAACAUUGAUUUUGGCUUACUCUUUCUUCGAUAACACAAUAAUAGGUAAAACAAUAUUUGUAUUUUAUACAUACGUAAACUAUAAUAUAUAUAUAUAUGUAAAACAGUAAAAGAUGAUAUAGUUUUUAAACGGUCUUUGCAGACCAAUAAUUAUACCUAAAAGCUGGUUAUCUUGUAAUAAAAGUAUGGUUAUGUCCUUAUAAA
Limulus polyphemus (Atlantic horseshoe crab) is the source of this 4905-nucleotide messenger RNA. Its product is annotated as hemicentin-1-like. The transcript is spliced from 15 exons. NCBI's taxonomy places the organism in Eukaryota, Metazoa, Arthropoda, Merostomata, Xiphosura, Limulidae. Bases 189 to 2702 code for a protein of 837 amino acids. The record is from RefSeq and is a predicted model, not a curated record.